GAAGAAAUUAAGUUGGGGGGUUCAUACAAAGACGUUGUAACUAGCAUUCUUGGAAAAGUUCUCUUCAACCAAAGUUUGAGGUUGGUUAGAAAUGGGUAGCACUGGGAUUUUGAAAAACUCAACAAUGAUAUGUGCUCCAUUAAUGGGUGAAACGGUGGAGCAAAUGGUAAAAGAGAUGAAGCAGGCCAAAGCUGAAGGUUCGCACCUCCUCGAGAUUAGGUUGGAUCAUAUCACCGGCUUUCACCCUCACCACCACCUUCCUGCAAUCCUCGAUAACAAGCCUUUGCCACUCAUCAUCCUUUACAGGCCUAAAUGGGACGGUGGUCUGUAUGAAGGAGAUGAGCACUCCCGACUACAAGCACUUCGUUUAGCUGCAGAAUUGGGAGCUGAUUAUAUAGAUUUUGAACUCAAGGUUGCUUCUCAUCUUAUCAGGGAACUGAAAAUCAACUACCAAAGUGCUACCAAAUUUAUAGUUUCAUGUCAUAUUACCGGUACAACCCCUUCAGAAGAAGAGUUGGCCAAUCUUGCUGCCACCAUGAGAGCUACUGGAGCCGAUAUCCUCAAGGUGGUUGUGAAUGUAACGGAUAUUACCGAGAUAGCAAGGAUUUUUCAUUUGCUUUCUCACUGCCAGAUGCCAGUAAUUGCAUACUCCGUAGGGGAAAGGGGUCUCAUAAGCCAGCUAUUGUGCCCAAAAUUUGGUGGCUUCUUAGCCUAUGGAUCCAUCGAGGGACACUCGAUUCCUGGCAUGCCUUCUUUGUACAGUGUUAAGCACACUUAUAAACAUGACCUUAUGAAUUCAGAAACUAAAGUUUUUGGACUUGUUUCGAAACCUGUUAGCCAUAGCAAAGGCCCUAUACUGCAUAAUCCUACCCUCAGACAUGAGAACUUCAAUGGGGUUUAUGUCCCUUUAUUCGUUGAUAAUCUCAAGGAGUUUUUUAGCACCUAUUCUGGUUCUGAUUUCCCGGGUUUUAGUGUCGGGAUUCCGUACAAGGAAGCUGUAGUUGAGUUCUGUGAUGAAGUUCAUCCACUUGCAGAGUCUAUAGGUGCUGUUAAUACUAUUAUAAGGAGACCUUGUGAUGGGAAGCUGAUUGGUUAUAAUACAGAUUGUGAAGCUGCUAUAAUUUCGAUCGAGGAUGCUCUAAAAGGUACAUUGAUAUCCGGGAAACUCUUCGUGCUAGUUGGUGCUGGAGGUGCCGGAAGAGCAUUGGCAUUUGGUGCUAAAAGCCGAGGAGCUCGGAUACUCAUUUUCGACAUUGAUUUUGAAAGAGCAAAAUCUCUUGCUUCUGCUGUCUUGGGUGAAGCUCGAACAUUCGAACAAGUCAUUAAUUUCCGACCGGAGAAAGGAGCGAUCCUUGCGAAUGCAACACCGCUCGGAAUGCAUCCAUAUACCGAUCAGCGCAUUCCAGUUGACCAGGAAACUUUGGGGGAUUAUGAGUUGGUGUUUGAUGCUGUUUAUACACCUAGAAAAACAAGAUUGUUGAAAGAAGCGGAGGCUGCUGGGGCAAUAACUGUGAGUGGAGUUGAAAUGUUCCUAAGGCAAGCUGUUUCUCAGUUCAAUCUGUUCACUGGUCAACAAGCACCUGAAGAGUUGAUGCGGGAGAUUAUUGCGUCCCAGUUCUGAUGUAGUGGAUUACACUGAAACUUGAAUAAAAUUAAUUGAUGGAAAAAUUCUAAUAAUUUCCUGAUUUUUAUAAUCAUGAUUCAAUGUAUUGGACAUGGAACAUUGAAGAUAAGUAUUAAAAUAUAUAUAUGAAGAGAAAAUAAUAUGGUUUUUUUUU
Molecule: messenger RNA, 1778 nt
Organism: Gossypium raimondii (Peruvian cotton)
Lineage: Eukaryota; Viridiplantae; Streptophyta; Magnoliopsida; Malvales; Malvaceae
Product: bifunctional 3-dehydroquinate dehydratase/shikimate dehydrogenase, chloroplastic
Exons: 9
Coding region: 92-1621 (509 amino acids)
Biological process (GO): chorismate biosynthetic process; shikimate metabolic process
Molecular function (GO): 3-dehydroquinate dehydratase activity; shikimate 3-dehydrogenase (NADP+) activity
Source: RefSeq, a predicted model, not a curated record